Molecule: messenger RNA, 5804 nt
Organism: Pungitius pungitius (ninespine stickleback)
Lineage: Eukaryota; Metazoa; Chordata; Actinopteri; Perciformes; Gasterosteidae
Product: ras-interacting protein 1-like
Exons: 18
Coding region: 812-4711 (1299 amino acids)
Biological process (GO): angiogenesis; signal transduction; negative regulation of Rho protein signal transduction
Cellular component (GO): cell-cell junction
Molecular function (GO): GTPase binding
Source: RefSeq, a predicted model, not a curated record
CGCCUAGUGCAGCCAAUGGGCUAGAGCCGUCCCUGUAUAGGACUUAUGGGGCCAAAAAACAGGCCACAGGUGUUGUAUACACUGUUGUUUUACUGACGUUUAAAAACCUGUAAUAUUGCUUUGUAAGCAAUACGGAGGGGCUAUAAGCAAUACAAAAACGAUUGAUAUUUGGACUCACGGUGGGAGUACAUGUGUAAAGAUAAAUUAAACUUAAAUUAGAACAGCAAGCUCGCUGCUUUUAGGAUUUUCAGUUCUGUGAGCAGCCAGAAGAUGGAGACAUGAACGCAGCAUUGUUUGGGCCUUCGAUCCGUUCGGUUCAUGGUGGAGUUUCUCUGCAGCUUUCAGUUCACACUUACGUACCCAACGGUCCUCUCCUGUGAGGAUUUUAUUUUGAAAGUUUUAGGACGGGUGGGCGGUCGCAUGUGUGCGCUUUGGCAUCUCCAGCCGUUGCGCUGUCGGCGCACAUCUGGAGAGCGGGUACGAGCUGAGUUUGGAUCGAAACUUGCUUCUCCAUCUCCCCGUGGUGAAUAAUAACUCUUGUAAUAAUAUGAGGUGUUCCGAUUCGGCCACGCGCUGACCUAUUGUCACCUGACGUGAAGUCGCGACCUCUUGGCCACGGGGGUGCCGGACUCAGCUUCCAGGAUCUGGCUGAAACAUCUGCGGCGCUCGUGCAUAAAGUGAAGUGACUGUGACGCCAAUCCCAGAUGACCCCCACCUCCCUGUCUACCCCGAUUGACCCCACGCGACCGACGUGUAUCGCAGAACCGACAACGGGACUCGAAGAUGGCAACCGUUUGUCCUCGUGCGUGAAAUGAAUGUGGAGGAAUCAAGGUUGAGCGGGAGCACCGGAGUCCAUCGCACGGGAAUGAGUUUCACGAAGCUCUCCACGGAGGAGUCGCGUUCUCUGCCGCCGAGAGCAGCUGGUUUACCCGCAGCUUCGCCGAGGAGACGCUUUGUCAAACUGGGAAGGAAGACAAGUGAUGGAUCUCUGCAAUCAGCUAUAUCCGCCGGCAGCUCCUCCACCAGCAGGUCGACGGAGGCCGUCAAACAGCCUGGCAGGAGCCGCAUCCAUCACCAAACCAACCGCUUCUCGGCCGUCUUCCACCACGACCCUUCCUCCAACUCGGGCUCCAUGGCACUGGCGGCAGGAAUCCGGGCCACGCUGUCCAUCCAAGCCAGGAAGCAGAGCAUGUUCCCUGUGGAUGCUUUGCAAGCGGACGACCCGUCUGAGCUGUCCAAUCAGAUAACGGCUCCAGGGAUCCUGAAGAUCUUUGGAAACGAGAUCUGUGAGGGAGCUCACUAUAAAAGUGUCCUGGCCACCACGCAUUCCAGCGCCAAGGAGCUCGUCAAAGAGGCCCUCGAACGGUAUGGCCUGAACAAGGAGGAGGCAGAGUCUUAUGUUUUGUGCGACACCAUUGGCUCCACCAGAGACCAUCGGUGGAGGACGGAAGGGUUCCGAGUCGUGAGCGACAACGAGAGGCCCCUCAUCCUGCAGUCGCUAUGGAAACCCAGAGAGGGUCUGGCAAGGCGGUUUGAAAUCCAAAGGAGGAGCUCAAUCGAGGAGAAGACUUCCACCGACAAAGACACAGUUACUGCGGGUAUCAACGCCCAGGCUCGAAAGCUACAGAAGAGCCGCUCCAGAGUGACCUCCACUCUCAUAGAGAAGACUUCGAAACGGGGCCACAAACUGUGGAGGAGCAAAAGCGAGAUGGACCUCUUAGAUUCCGACACAGGGACCAAACAGAAAAGCAGUUGUGAUGAAUGUGGCAAGGAUCGAAGCGAGAGUCUGAAUCAAACUUCGGCGCAGAGCUCCGAGAGGCUGGAACAGAAUUGCAUUCAGAGCCCAGCCGUCCCCUCUGAGGGGCACGGCGAGUCGCAGCCCAAAACAGAGGGCCUCUGUCCGCCGAAGCUGAGUGGCGAGCGGGAAGGAGAGGAGUCGGAGAGAGAGGAGACGGAGAGCAGCGACGAUAACACCACACAGUACUCCAUUCACCCUCCCCACGACUGUCCGUACCUGCUGUCGCUGCAGGGCUGCAGCCCGGCACAGGACUUUGUCAUCUACCUACUCGUGGGGCCAAACAUUGCAUUUGGUCGGCAAAGCGAUCAUGACGACGGCACAAAGCCGGACACCCUUCUCUUUGCCCCUGACAUCCUUCCUCGGCACUGCCAUUUCCAACGCCAUGUGGUCGGUGGCCCCACUGUGCUCCGGCCCUCUCCGAACGCCGUGCUCACCAGGAAUGGCGAAGCUCUGAAAAAAGAAGUGCAGCUUAAGCCGGGAGACAUCAUUGGUAUGGGACAGAGCUACCUGUUUCUGUUCAAGGAUCCCUUGGCCUCGGCAUACAAGGAAGAGGAUAAAGCUGCUCCUCAGUCCGGCGGGACUGCUGUCUCCUGGAUGCUGGGUCAAACCUCCUCUGCAACUGCAACGAGCCAUUUAAAAAAAACAGUGCUCUGCAACACUUGCAUCACAGGCUCCGUCGACCACCACAGCCCCCGAAGCAGACACCUCUCCUUUUUAAAAUCCCCUGAGUGCCACACCCCGACUCUGGUGUAUGAGAGCAAAGAUGAGGAGCGGGUUGUCAAAGAGAUAGUUGCUAUGGGGAGGACCAGCGAGCAAGACAGACCACCCCUGACUGUCGCAUUUUUGCUGUGCCUGUGCGUGCAAUAUUCUUCCACACAUCUUCACACCUCAGACCUGCGCAGGCUGCUGUUGCUCAUUGCAAACGGAGUUCAGACUGCCGUGUGGGAGGACACGAAGGGCUUAGCUGUGGUUCAACCUGAAAUCGGCGAAGGCUCAAACCCAGAGGACCUCCAGGCACUCGGCCAGCUCAAGGCGAUCUCAGGACUGCGCCCCCUGGCGGUGUGGAUGUCCAACAGUCUGGAGCUUCUGCAGUUCAUCCAGUGCCAGCUGCCUCUUAUUCUGGAGUGUAGAACCCGCAAAGAGAAGUACCAGGAAGAUGAUGAGGGAGGAACGGAAGAUGAGGAGAACAAGGGGAAGGAGAACUUGGCCCUGUUCGUGCUGCGUCUGUCCUCCGUCCGUACUGCCAGUGAGGAGACAAUGGCUGUCCUGGAGGAGGUCAUCAUGCUCGCCUUCCAGCAGUGUGUCUACUACAUCACCAAGGUACUCUACCCCGUCCUGCCGGCCCUUCUGGAUUCUAACCCGUUUAGGGAAAGUCCUGACCUGCUGGCCACUGCUGGAAUUGCUCAGGUCCCGGGUAGCGGCGGCCUCCAGGUGCCCGGUGAGAUCCAGCAUCUUGCGGACGUUCUGACCGAGACAUGGAGACUGCUGCAGGGCUGUCAGCUCCACCCAGAGAUUUCCUCACAGCUGGUCGGCUACCUCUUCUACUUCAUCAACGCAUCACUCUUCAACUUGCUCAUGGAGAGAGGAUCCGAGCCCGGUUUCUACCAGUGGGCCAGAGGCGUACGCAUGCGGGCUAAUCUUGACUUGCUCCUCGACUGGGCUCACGCAGCCGGACUGGGAGAACUGGCCUCAGAGCACACACACACGCUCUCGUCAGCUAUUAAUCUGCUGGCCACACCGAGAAAAAAUUUACUGCAGACCUCCUGGGUGUCCUUGCGGUCUGAAUAUCCUGCCUUGAGUCCGGCCCAGUUGAACCACUUACUGAGUCUUUACAGCCCAGCAUCUCCCAGUAUCUGCAGACACACCUGGACUCCAUCCGUUCAAGACCGUGCUGCAGCAAACCAAACUGCUGAUAUCCUGGAGAGUUUCGACACCCACCAUCCUCUGGUGCUGCCGGAUGAGGGUUACCAGUUCCUAAUGGGCAGACAGGUAACAGAUGCAUCUCUGAGGGAACAGCUGGACAAGCUCAAAGAGGACAUUGCCGUCUUUCCUGAGUUGCCAUCCGACAAGGUUGCAGCAACUGAGGAGGCAAAACUGGCGGCGAUAGAAGUCUUUCCAAAGGCUGGUCUGCGCACCGUAGACAGAUUGCCAGCUGAGACGAACUCGUCCACGGGUGUUGUCUGUGACUGGUCCCCUUCCACUACCUCUGGUGCCUUGCCUUCAUUGCCCUCACCGCCUUCCUCUCCCUCAUCCACCCAAAAUCCGGACCAGUUCACCUCCUGCAGUGAUCUGGAGCUAGAGGGCAGAAAGGCUGGCGAUGCCAACAGGUCUGCUCGGGACCUCUCGUGUCUGCUCACCCCGCCCAACAACGCCCACCUCAUAGAUCCGGUUGAGAAAUGGAUGAAGGGUGAUGGUGAAACACUUCCCUGGUCCUCCAGCGUGAACGCACACGAUGAAGGAGGAUUAGUAUUUGAAUGUCUCGCUGCACUGGAAGUAGACCGCUCCAAGUUAGACUCCCCCAGCAUUACAAGGUUUGUCGACUUGAAAGAGGAAGAGGAAGAGGAGGAAGAGGUGCAAGAGGCGGAGGGUGACGAUGACGAUGACACGAAUGAUGAGGUUUUUAGCCUGGAGCUGGAGCGAGGUGAACAAGGAAUUGGUCUUGCCCUGGUUGACACAAGGGACUCUUCCACGAGGGCAAAAGGCGUCUUUGUUCGUGCCGUGGUCCCGGACUCCCCAGCAGCCCGAUGCGCAAGGCUAGUGCCGGGAGACCGGAUCCUGGCCGUUAACGGAGUCAGUCUGCUGGGACUGGACUUCCUUAGUGGAAAGGAGCUGAUCCAGUCAUCGGGGGACAGGCUAAGGCUACUGGUGGCCCGAUCUGACUGGAUGGCCGCCGCUAUUCGAACCGAUUGCUGACGGCCUCUGUUUACCAAGACUGCCAAUGCACCAUGAGCACAAUUAAAGAUGACUUUAAGAGCCUCUUCAACCUUCAAGCUCAGGACAUGGAUAUGUGAUUGUGAAGAUCUUCUUUUGUGUUUUUAAUGCACUAUAAAAUGAGCUACUUCCUGGUUAAACUGAGCUCCAGGUUCUUAGCUGCUCCGUGGGGCCUAUUCAACUGGUUCAUUUACGUGCUGAUAUAGUGAAAGUAAGUAUUAAUGUGCAAUGUGUUUGGUGAGUUUGGGUUUAAAACAUCACAUUACAUGUCAUUUAGCUGAUUAGAACAUUACUGCUGCUAUUCAUGGUCCAGCCCUCAUUUUAGGCAGUAGAAGACUCCUCUGAUCAACUUAAUCGAGUUCUGGUCAAGUCCAAGACCAGAUCUAGCUUGCAGUUACAGAUGUGUUCAACACCAGCAUAUGUCAACAACAAGCACCAACUCACAUUGAAUAUUUUUCCAUUCUUCGAUCUAUUUUUUAUUUUUAUUUUAUCUUGAUGAAGUAAAUAGAUAUCUUAUGGUUAUUACUUGCUGUUGCUAAAUUAACCUUAAAAAUCAUAUUGUCAGUUUUCGUCAUGGUUGGCUCAUAAUUUACAGAGGAAGAGUACACCACGCUUCAAAGUUUAUUAUUUUUAAUUUCCUAUGGGGUCAUUUGUCUGUUGCUGUUGCUAUAAAUGUAAUAAUCCUCCGUUGGUGUGAUUUCAUUUCAGUCUCAAUGAAAACAAUGUUAAAGCUUUAAACAGCACAGUUCUACACAUUCAGAAUAUAGAACAUACGUUUAGCAGACGUUUUAUUGGUGGGGGAAAAGUUGAGACAGGAUAUUAUGUGACAUGAUCUAAUUCAAAAAGCUCCAGUCUGCUUCCUAUCGCUUAUACAUUGCAUUUUUCCCCAUGCGUAUACAGUCUUUACCUCCGGUUCUUGUAGAUAUUUGUGUCUGUGUGUUUUCAGAACUAUGGAAUUCCUCAAGGUUUCCCCGUGCCGACAAAAUGACCGCCCAAAAUAACCAGCCUGACCUUUAAAAGCUGAUUCCUUCCAUAAACCACAAAGUGCUUGAAUCUGUUUUGUUUGUAGGGAAUU